AACGAGCCGUGGUUUAUGCGCUUAAAUGCUUCCGGAGAAGUACCCGUCCUCAUCCAUGGGGAAAAUAUUAUUUGUGAUGCAACGCAGAUCAUUGAUUAUCUCGAAGCAACGUUUGUAGAUGCAGAAGUGCCAAGACUAAUGCCGGAAGAAGAGAGCAUGUAUUACCCAAGGGUGCAACACUACAGAGAGCUUCUAGACUCCUUGCCUAUGGAUGCCUACACGCACGGCUGCAUUCUGCACCCUGAGUUAACUGUGGACUCCAUGAUUCCAGCCUAUGCUACAAGCAGAAUCCGUAGUCAAAUAAGUAAUACAGAAUCAGAGUUGAAAAAGCUUGCAGAAGAAAAUCCAGACCUUCAAGAUGCCUACAUAGCGAAACAGAAGCGCCUUAAAUCUAAACUGCUGGAUCAUGAUAAUAUAAAAUACCUAAAGAAAAUACUGGAUGAACUGGAGAAAGUUUUGGAUCAGGUUGAAACUGAAUUGCAGCGUCGAAAUGAAGAAACACCGGAAGAUGGAAGUCAGCCUUGGCUAUGUGGUGAAUUCUUCAGUUUGGCAGAUGUAUCACUUGCUGUCACGUUACAUCGGUUGAAAUUUCUUGGAUUAGCAAGAAGAAACUGGGGAAACGGAAAACGGCCGAACUUGGAAGCAUAUUAUGAGCGUGUCCUGAAGAGAAAAGCAUUUCACAAAGUUUUAGGACACGUCAACAAUAUAUUAAUCUCAGCAGUUCUCCCAACUGCAUUUCGAGUGGCCAAGAAGAGAGCACCCAGAGUUCUUGGCACCACCCUGAUGGUCGGCAUGCUAGCAGGAAUGGCUUAUUUUGCUUUAGUGUAUCUUCGGAAGAGAUUUGCCAACAUGAUGUUAUCAAUUAGAACCAGACAAAAUUAUUCUUAGCCCCUGGUGGUAAGUGGAGGCCAUCUCUACUCCACCAGUAGACUAUACCCAAUAAAAUAUAAGGGUAUAAGAAAGGUUAUGUUUGUGAAUUAGAACUUUCUCACAGUAAUCAUCUCCUG
Messenger RNA from Centrocercus urophasianus (Greater sage-grouse), 1007 nucleotides. It is a transcript of the gene GDAP1, whose product is annotated as ganglioside induced differentiation associated protein 1. The record is from RefSeq and is a predicted model, not a curated record. Gene Ontology annotation, biological process: mitochondrial fusion; mitochondrial fission. Lineage: Eukaryota; Metazoa; Chordata; Aves; Galliformes; Phasianidae. The transcript is spliced from 5 exons. Gene Ontology annotation, cellular component: mitochondrial outer membrane. Bases 16 to 888 code for a protein of 290 amino acids.